This is a messenger RNA of Exserohilum turcica Et28A, 1859 nucleotides long. RefSeq lists its product as uncharacterized. The transcript is spliced from 3 exons. NCBI's taxonomy places the organism in Eukaryota, Fungi, Ascomycota, Dothideomycetes, Pleosporales, Pleosporaceae. The record is from RefSeq and is a predicted model, not a curated record. The coding region runs from base 1 to 1461 and encodes 486 amino acids.
AUGAAUGAGUGGUUUCUGCAGCGCCAUCUGGACCUCGAAUGGACGACUGCCUGUCUUCACGGCAACGACGAGGCGGAAGCUGCUCAAGUCCUGACACUCAACAUCAAGGCCAUCGACGGCAACCCUAUUGACCCGCCAUCUGGUUUCACCGUUUCCUACAAGCAGCACACGUCGCCCCCGUCGCUGCUCAGGCUCGAGUCCACCCCCAACCCUUCGGCGACCGACAAGGACGUAGCUGAAUCUUGGCGCGAGCCGCCCCAGGCCCUGCGUCUCGCGCUAUCCGAGAAGCCCGCCGAGCCUGUGUCGGAAGCCCCAGACUUCGAGUCCUUGGAGGACCAAAUCCGCCAGCUCAAAGACCUCGAGAGCGAACUGGAAGCACUCAAGUCUUUGGUCGCCGAGAAAAAGGCGCACAUCAGGCUCCAGUUCCGUUUGCUACUGAAAAACGAAGUGCACAAGGUCGCGCAAGAACUGGGUAAAUGCCACAGCAUCUCGUGCGUCUUCAAAACCAUUGUCCAAAAAGUCCACGGCGUGUGGGAAGUAGCAUACAUCCGGCUCAAAUCGGAUCAAGGAGCGGAAGAGAUGGGAAAUCCAGAGCAUGAGUUUGCUCAGGCGCAUACGCAUGUGGCACAGGCGACGACACGUGUUUCCGAAAACCACUUGAGCGACACACCAUCGGCCCCCCAACCAUACGUAGCAGUAGCAGCUGAACUUGCGUCCCGACCGACCAAAGAGUCUCCUUUUGUCGUGGCUCUGGAGAUUACCCUGACCAUCCUCUGUUGCGGCUGUCUUUUCGCUGCAAUCCGCCACAAAUGCAGCAGCCUUCGCACCCGCACUGAGCGCGCCGCUGCUCGCGAAGAACGAAACAAUGCUCGUGCCUAUCGCCGUGCUGCUCGCCACCAUGCAUGGAGCACAUGGUGGCGGAACCGAUGGCGCGGCAACUGGGCACAGCGCGACAGCCAGCGCAUUUUCGACUACGAAGAGAAGAGAGCACUUAUAUGCGAACAGGAAAGUAUCCUUGAGGACGCCAUGCAAGAAGAGAUUCGGCAGCUGAGGGCGGCGCAUGAUGUCGUCAAUGAUCUUGUGAGGGAUGCCGAAGAAGGCCGAGCCAUUAAUCACGCUCGCACUCGCGCGCCCUCUUCGCCCUUGUCAACCACCUCAACAUAUCCGCCCACGUCGCUGCCCGAAAUUCCGUCAAGGCCCCUGUCACGAACUGAAAGCCUACCAAGCUACCGCUCCGACACGCCCACGGAACCGCCUGGCUAUGAUUCAGACCGUGACAUGUCCGAGGUUGUAGCAAAUGGCUUCCGCCAAUACGCCGCCGCCUCAACGACGUCCGAAGCGAGCUCGCACUGGACACCCGAUAGUAGCGUUGUCGACGUGAGCCCUCGGCCUAGCGCAGAAACUCUUCGGUACCCCGUGAGCAUUCUCACCCUGGACGAGCAGGAGUCGGACGUCGACUGAAGACUUCAUAUCUGACCAUCUGACGUACAUUGUUUUGCCUUCAAUUAUUCCCCAUAUGUGUCGUCGCACAAUGGCAUCUUGAGCCAUUUUUGUCAUCACAUAAAAACCAUUUUUCCAUGUUAGCGUUUUGCAGGUUCGGCGUUGUCGGGGGUACCUUUCACACUGCGCCCUGUCGCUUUUUUGAUCCCGCCGAGUAGUCUGAGGACACUACCCACUAAUACUUGUUCGGUCCUCGUGUACAAUAUUUCCGAUUUAUCGUUUUGUGCGCAUAUCACCGGGAACCAGAUAUUCAGCUUGCUACAGAGCCAGCGCCUUUUGUAAGUUGGGGGCGCACAACUGUCGGCAAGACUCAUCUAUCUGUAUUGCAUGCAGCAGAUAUACAUAAAUAUCCAGAUAUC